UGGCUUUGUUGGGCUGGUUGUUCAUAUUUCUACUUCUACCAGAAACAAAAGGGAAGACACUGGAACAGGUCGAGGGUCUAUUUAAAGGACCGCCCUGCCCUCCUCCUGGAUUAAGAUCAAGAAAAAUUUAUGUAGGGUAGAUUUAAUGAUGCACUAUUAUUUUAAACCUAAAAUUUACAAUUUAACUUAGACUAAUUGAAUCGAAUCAUGACUUGCAUGCCAUGCCCAUUUGGGUGGAGAUAAAAGUAAAAAGAAAAAGCACUAGCUAAAAACAUGAACGAUGUUAAGUGGGUAAAAGGCUCCACUGAAACUGCUGAAUACCCUGAUGAAGAUAAAGUGUUACUGCUAUCUUCUGGGGAGAGAGAUGGAACAGAAGAGGAGGAUGGAGUAGAGCAGACACUCACAGACAACAAGGAAAGUCAACCAAUCACUAAAUUGACCACUUCCCUAGCCACAGUUACUAUCUUCUCCAUUAUUGGUGGUUUCGUUUUUGGCUACGACACUAGUGUUAUUUCUGGUGCUCUCCUGAUACUGGAUAAGGACUAUGACUACACAUUAACUUCCCUGCAGAAGGAGCUUGUGGUGAGUGUAACAAUAGGAGCUGCAGCACUUGGUGCAGUACUAGGUGGACCAAGUAAUGAAAUAUUGGGUAGAAGACCAACCAUUAUGAUUGCAUCCUUCUUAUUCACUAUUGGUGCUAUAUUAAUGGCUGCCGCUCCUAUUAGUGCAUGGGGCUGGAUCAUAAUAUUAAUUGGAAGAUUCAUAGUUGGCAUUGGAAUAGGUCUGACUAGCAUGACGGUUCCCAUGUAUCUAGCUGAAUGCUCCCCUUCCAGUUAUAGGGGGAAAAUCACUGUGCUUAGCAAUGCAGCUGUCACUGGUGGACAGUUUGUGGCCGGCUUGAUUGACUUUGGAUUCAGCUAUGUCAAUCAAGGAUGGAGAUACAUGCUGGGAAUCACUGCAGUUCCUUCACUUAUGAAUCUUAUUGCCUUCAUAUUUUUACCAGAGAGUCCAAGAUGGCUGGUAGGAAAGGGAAAAAAAGAGAAAGCAAGGCUUGUACUUGCAAAAUUGAGGGGAGGAAAAACAGUUGAUCAAGGGUCCAUUGCUUAUGAGCUUCAGGAGAUCACAAAUAACCUCCAAGAGGCAGCUAAAGAGAACAACCAAAACAUAUUCCUUAAGGUGUGGACUAUGUUAAGGCAUCGUCACCUACUAAUGGCUCUAAUAGUCGGCUGUGGAUUGCAAGCUAUUCAGCAACUCUCUGGAAUUAAUACAGUAAAUUUAGCAGUACAUUUUAUUAGCUGGUGUGGUUUGGUUUUCUAUUUUGCUCAUACAACCACUCAACCUUCUUGUCCAACUAACACCUGUUCCCUCAGCAGUUGUGAUGACUGUGUUAUUCAGGACAAUUGCUUCUAUUGUCUAUUUCCCUACAAUGCCACAUAUGGCCAGGAAGAAUCAAAUGGAUUUUGUGUUAAUCGUGAAUGGACAACCAAUUCAGGCAAGUGCUGGAUACCUGACUCUAUUGUCUUACAUCAAGACAAUGAAACUUGUGAUAGUUCUUUCCUAACCUUUGGACAGUUUCCCCCAAAUGAUAUAGCACAAUAUGGUACUGUACAUUCAAGUUGUCCAAACACAUUCUCUUGGCUUGCAAUGAUAGCAUUAGUCAUGUAUAUAGUAUCAUUUGCUCCUGGUAUGGGGCCAGUACCAUGGACUGUUAAUGCUGAGAUAUAUCCUAAUUGGGCACGUAGCAUUGGGAAUUCUUUAUCUUCAACAACAAAUUGGACGUCUAAUUUACUGGUCUCCAUUACAUUCCUCCACUUAACACAAUACUUAACUCGUUAUGGAGCAUUUAGCCUGUACGUCUGUCUGGCUUUGUUGGGCUGGUUGUUCAUAUUUCUACUUCUACCAGAAACAAAAGGGAAGACACUGGAACAGGUCGAGGGUCUAUUUAAAGGACCGCCCUGCCCUCCUCCUGGAUUAAGAUCAAGAAAAACUUCAUACAACAAACUCAACGCUGAAUAAUGAGAGAGUGCAUGUUUGAAAUAAAUAAGAGUGAAUAAUAAUAUUUAUUAUUCUUGUGUACAUUUUAAAACUAAAAUUUUAUGAAAAUGUAGAAUUUAAAA
Messenger RNA from Amphimedon queenslandica, 2117 nucleotides. RefSeq names its product proton myo-inositol cotransporter-like. The coding region runs from base 274 to 2016 and encodes 580 amino acids. Gene Ontology annotation, molecular function: myo-inositol:proton symporter activity. Gene Ontology annotation, biological process: myo-inositol transport; transmembrane transport. NCBI's taxonomy places the organism in Eukaryota, Metazoa, Porifera, Demospongiae, Haplosclerida, Niphatidae. The record is from RefSeq and is a predicted model, not a curated record. Gene Ontology annotation, cellular component: apical plasma membrane. The transcript is spliced from 5 exons.